This is a messenger RNA of Artibeus jamaicensis (Jamaican fruit-eating bat), 2193 nucleotides long. RefSeq names its product butyrophilin subfamily 3 member A2-like. The transcript has 5 exons. Gene Ontology annotation, molecular function: signaling receptor binding. Gene Ontology annotation, cellular component: external side of plasma membrane. Bases 390 to 1253 code for a protein of 287 amino acids. The record is from RefSeq and is a predicted model, not a curated record. NCBI's taxonomy places the organism in Eukaryota, Metazoa, Chordata, Mammalia, Chiroptera, Phyllostomidae. Gene Ontology annotation, biological process: regulation of cytokine production; T cell receptor signaling pathway.
CACAGGGUGCAAAGGCCCUGGGCUUCUGCCCUGGGUGACAGGGACCCCCUGGGAGGGGCUGAGCAGGAGGGAGGUGAGGGGGUGGGAGGCGCUGGCUGCUGUGCGGAGCUCGGCCUGCAGGGGGCAGCAGCGGGAUCAGGGACUCAGAGCACAGGGCCUGCCUUCCUCAGAGGGUGGUCUGGGGGCAGGCACCUGGCUGGGGCAGGGAAGUGUGGGCAGGUGGAGGGCUUCUGAGCAGGUUGGCACAGGAGAGCCUGGUGCUCCCUGCUGGUGAGGAAUAAGGUACGUCCAUUACGGCUCCAUGUUUCCUGGCUGACUUCCAUGGUGGGAUCCAAGGUGAAGAGACACCCAAGGGGACAUUUGCGGAGGAGGCUCUGGGGUCCCCAGUGAUGGUGGUGGUGACAGGGCCGGGCCUGGGGAGGCAGCCUCUCCAUGUGGCAUUCUCCUCCCCCUUCCAGGUGGUCACUGCUCCCCAGGCCCUGCUGGCCUCUCUCUGUGCACAGCAGGUCAGGAUGGUGAGGUGCCUGGUCCCCCGUCUGCCUGCCCUCGCUGUCUGCCUCACCCUGGUCCAGCUGCUCAGCCCCUGCUCAGCUGACUUUGCUGUGGUUGGACCCACUGACCCCAUCCGGGCCAUGGUGGGUGGAGACGCUGACCUGCCCUGUCACCUGUCCCCGAAGAGGAGCGCUGAGAGCAUGGACUUGAAGUGGGAGCGACCCAGCCGCAGGCAGGUGGUGCUCACGUACACACACGGGCAGGAGGACACGCCGGCAGAGGAGUAUCGAGGGAGAACUUCGGUUUUAAGAGAGAACGUCACUGCGGGGACGGCUGCUCUGCGGAUUCGCAACGUCACAGCCUCAGACAACGGGACCUACGUGUGUUACUUCCAAGACGGAGAUUUCUAUGCAAAGGCCCAGGUGGAGCUGCAGGUGGCAGGUCCCUUCUUCAGGAACGCAGAGCCUCAGAUGGCAUUUAUCACCCCAGUCCUGAUUGGUAUCCUGCUCCUGUUGGGAGUGUUGUGCUUGGGAGUGUCGUGCUUGGUGUGGCGACGGCCGCAGGUGAUCCGGGCCUCGUCCCAGGAGGAGGGGAGAGAGCAGGAGCUGCAGCGGGUGGAAAGCGCCCAAGAGACGCUGCAGGACGAGCUCAGUAAGUGCCCAUCCCCGUCCCUGGGCAUCCUGGGGCCCCUGGUGACAAGGUCACUGACUCUGUACAUUGUUCCCUGCAGGGUGGACAAACAGCAGGUACCGAGCACAUGAGUGCCCCGGACCCGCAUCUCAGCCUCUGUUCUCGCCACGAGCAGGAUCUACUUCGAAUUAGGGCAGGAGGUUCCCAAAAGUCACUGUAGGAUGUUCAUGAGGUUGGCCAGACUGGAGGAGAACAACAUCGUCAUUUGUGAGCACGAGAACCCAGGGAACCUGCCGGAGCAGCACCACGGGAUGCUGCUGUGCUGGCAGAGCAGCUGGGGCGUGCGGCGACCCCCCUCCAGGCUCACGGCGGCCCCUCUGUGAGAUGCGGCUGCGGGAAUGUCUGGGAAACAGCAUAAACAAGCUGGCUGCGGAGGAUAUCUCAGGGAGUGAGGACACAGAGUCCCGAACUAGUCAGCCUUUUUGGCAACGGCUGUGACUUAGUGGCAUCCUGGGGUCUGGCCUCCCCCAGGUCCCUUCCUGUGGGCGCCUUCACAGAUCCCAGAUGGGACGGAGCCCCUCUGUGUCCAAGUAGGUUCUACCGGAAGCUUCUGCUGGGGGGCCCUCUGCCCGCGGCCCAUGUGGCCCACGGGCUGCUCCUCUGGGGGCUCCGGGGGCCUGAGCUGCUCAGGGAGGACCCGCUGGGUGUACUCAGUGGGCCCACAAGCCAUGGCCUCCUCUCGAACACAGGGCAGGAGGGCUGGCUGGUCAUCUGUGUGACCCCAGUAGCUCACUCCUUGUUCUCCCAGGCACUGCGAUGUGCCCAGGCUUCCACUUGGGAGUGUCAUACCUGGGUGACACUUAUAAGUCAGUCCAUGACAGACAAACCAGCGGCCACUCUCAGUUGUCACUAGGUCAGCUGGGGCAGGGCAUGGGGACAGUUAUUGUCACAUGCCAGCUAUAGAGUCCUUUGUACAGUUCUUUAAGUGGUUAAUUAUAUGUUUUUACUAACUUUCCUUAUCUAUUAAGAUUUAUAUCUUAAAUAGUAUUUUCACAUGCUUUUAUACUUUUU